GCGCUCGGUUGCGGCGCUGUUGCCUGUGGUCGGGACGCGGAGGCGGCGCGUCGGUAUCGCGCCUCGUCCCUCUGCGCCUCCGCCGGUGGCUGCGUCGGCGUCACAGCUGUGCCCACAUCCCGCCCCGCGCGGACCGCUUGUAGCCGCUUCUCGGGCCGGAGGAUGCCCAGGAAGCUGCUGCUACUGCCCCAGCUGUCCGCGUGCUCCGCUCUGCGCGUCCCGCGGGCCCGGCCCGCCGCCUCGCCGGCCAUGAACGCCGCCCGCACUGGCUACCGAGUCUUUUCGGCCAACUCCACGGCCGCCUGCACGGAGCUGGCCAAGCGCAUCACUGAGCGUCUUGGUGCUGAAUUGGGGAAAUCUGUUGUUUAUCAGGAGACCAAUGGAGAAACCAGAGUUGAAAUCAAAGAGUCUGUUCGUGGCCAAGAUAUUUUCAUUAUACAAACCAUACCCAGAGAUGUGAAUACGGCCGUGAUGGAGCUGCUGAUCAUGGCGUACGCCCUGAAGACUGCCUGUGCCAGGAAUAUCAUCGGUGUCAUCCCCUACUUCCCCUACAGCAAACAAAGCAAGAUGAGGAAGAGGGGCUCCAUUGUGUGCAAGCUCCUGGCAUCCAUGCUGGCAAAAGCUGGUCUAACUCACAUUAUCACUAUGGAUCUUCACCAAAAGGAAAUACAAGGCUUUUUCUGCUUCCCCGUGGACAACCUUAGAGCCUCACCUUUCCUGCUCCAGUAUAUCCAGGAAGAAAUUCCAAAUUACAGAAAUGCAGUCAUUGUAGCUAAGUCUCCUGAUGCUGCAAAAAGGGCUCAGUCCUAUGCAGAGAGACUACGCCUGGGCCUGGCUGUGAUCCACGGAGAAGCUCAGUGCACAGAGCUAGACAUGGAUGACGGUCGACACUCACCCCCCAUGGUCAAGAACGCCACUGUGCACCCCGGCCUGGAGCUACCCUUGAUGAUGGCCAAAGAGAAGCCACCAAUAACAGUGGUCGGAGACGUCGGGGGACGCAUUGCAAUCAUAGUGGAUGACAUCAUUGAUGAUGUGGAGAGCUUUGUUGCUGCUGCAGAGACCCUGAAAGAGAGAGGUGCUUACAAGAUCUAUGUCAUGGCCACGCACGGCAUCCUGUCUGCUGAAGCUCCCCGUCUGAUCGAGGAGUCCCCCAUUGAUGAGGUGGUGGUGACGAACACUGUCCCUCACGAGCUUCAGAAACUACAGUGUCCCAAGAUAAAGACUGUGGACAUCAGCUUGAUUCUUUCUGAGGCGAUUCGGAGAAUCCAUAAUGGCGAAUCCAUGGCUUACCUCUUCCGGAACAUCACAGUGGAUGAUUAGCUCCGAGCUGCCUUGACCUGCAGGGGAGCACACAGCAGUGUCAGCCGGCAGACAGGCUGCCGAGUCCCUUCUCCCCCAUCAGCAGAAUGCAGCCUAUUUGGGAAUACGUCCUGCGGAAGAGGCAGGCUCUGUCACAGCAGGCAUCCAGUUGUAGACUGAGUCCCCACGCUGGUUUGUUCACUAGUGUCUGCUCUGGGGAAGGCAGGUGAGGCGUUGAGCUUGGUCAGGGAGCUGAGUGGCCCUGGCACUGAUGCGUGCAGUUGUACCAUUGGACAUGAAGGGUCCCCGGCUGCUUUCACGGAGCUCGUCAGAUGAGAGCGGAGCAGCCUGUCCCUCAGAACUGUGUUGCUGCAAAUAAAAGUUUCUUAUCUCCCUA
Molecule: messenger RNA, 1696 nt
Organism: Rattus norvegicus (Norway rat)
Lineage: Eukaryota; Metazoa; Chordata; Mammalia; Rodentia; Muridae
Gene: Prpsap1
Product: phosphoribosyl pyrophosphate synthetase-associated protein 1
Exons: 10
Coding region: 163-1320 (385 amino acids)
Biological process (GO): nucleotide biosynthetic process
Cellular component (GO): ribose phosphate diphosphokinase complex
Molecular function (GO): magnesium ion binding
Source: RefSeq, marked validated